ACUGUUCCCUGGAACCACCACCUGCAGGGCUGGGCUAAGGACUGAGUGAGAUGCUAUAUGCAGGGUGGCGCGCCGAGCACGAUGUCUGAUCCACAGUAAUUGCUUAAACCGCGUCAGCUUCCCCCCUACUCCCAGACCUCACGCGGGGACGUCAGUCCUCCCAAGCUGGCCUCCCCCGGGUGCUAAUCGUGGUCUCUGUUUCUGUCCCUAGCCAGGCUGGGGGCUCAAGGGGCAGGGCCAGGGCAGCCCCCUCUCCCGCAGAGGUGGAGCCUCGCAGGUCGGGACACGGUAGGCGGCCAGCACCUUUCCCUGGAGUGGGUGGCCACCCCGCCAGGAAGCGGCUUGGCCCAGCGAGGGGCGCCAACAGGGGCGACGUCUGGCCCCCGGUGUAGAUCGGGAGUUAAAGGCUCCUCCCUCCCAGGGAGGGUGGGUCCCCCGGCCGCAGCCUGGCAAUGGAAUGUUGUGUCGCCGGUUGCCCAGGCAACCAGGGCCUUUGCUCGGCGGCUGCUAGAGUGGGAGCACACUCGCUCGCAGGGGGUCGCCUGGGCUCGUGCAAAGCUCCUGCAACUGCCGGGAGCAUGGAGGUGCCCUGGGAGGAGUACGCCCGGCUGGCCUUGCAGGAGAAACUGCCCGCGAAGGCGCGGGAGCAGAGCGGGGACCGCUUCCCGCAGGUGCACUUCCUGCGGCUGCUGGACAAGAGGCAGGAGCUGGCGGACGCAGACCGCGGCCUGCGGGCCCAGAAGGAGGUGUUCCAGGCCACCAUGGCAGCCCUGAAACGGCGCUGGGAACAGCUGGAACAGAAGGAGCAGGAGCUCAAGGGGUCCUUCGUCCGUUUCAACAAGUUCUUGCAGGACGCUGAGGCCCGGCGCAGCCGCGCGCUGCGGAGGGCGGCGGAGGAGCGGCACCGGGCGGGCCGCCUGGAGGCGGAGGCGCAGCGGCUGCGCGCCCAGCUCGAGGAGCUGCGCCGGGAGCGCGCGCGGCUGCGACGCCGGCUGCGGCGCCUGGAGCCCUGCGCGCGCCUGCUGGAACGAGCGCUGGAGCAGCGGCCCGAGUUCCAGGAGGUCCCUGAGCUGGUGGCGCGCUUCGACGGGCUGGCGGACACGCGGGCGGCGCUGCGGCAGGUGGAGCGCGAGCGGCUGGCCGAGCUGGAGGCGGCGCGGGCGCGGCUGCAGCGGCUGCGGGACGCGGGGCAGGACGAGCUGCUCGCGCUGGGCCAGCGGCGAGCGCAGCUGCACGAGCGCCUGGAGGCGGCGCGGGCGCGCAAGCUGCAGUGGGAAUCCAAGUGGAUUCAGAUCCAGAACACAGCGGCUGCGAAGACCCUGCUCCUGGGGCGCGCUAGCAUGUCAGUGCUCAACCUGUACCAGUUGGUGUGCCAGCAUCGGAAGCAGCCACCGGCCCUGGACGUUGAGGACACAGAGGGACAGCUGGAGCAGGUGAAGCUGUUCAUCCAGGACGUCUCUGCCAUGCUGGCCAGCCUUGGCCAGGCCAAGCCUGCAGCCCCAGCCUCCUAGCCCUGCCACAGGCAGCCGCUGCCCUUCUGGGGCCAUCCGGCACUCCUUCUCACGGACGGACGAGGGCUCCUGCCGGGAGCGGCCCUGGUGCCCGGCA
Molecule: messenger RNA, 1608 nt
Organism: Microcebus murinus (gray mouse lemur)
Lineage: Eukaryota; Metazoa; Chordata; Mammalia; Primates; Cheirogaleidae
Source: RefSeq, a predicted model, not a curated record